Impatiens glandulifera is the source of this 658-nucleotide messenger RNA. Its product is annotated as 60S ribosomal protein L10-like. The coding region runs from base 104 to 658 and encodes 184 amino acids. Gene Ontology annotation, cellular component: cytosolic large ribosomal subunit; ribosome. Gene Ontology annotation, molecular function: structural constituent of ribosome. The transcript has 3 exons. NCBI's taxonomy places the organism in Eukaryota, Viridiplantae, Streptophyta, Magnoliopsida, Ericales, Balsaminaceae. The record is from RefSeq and is a predicted model, not a curated record. Gene Ontology annotation, biological process: ribosomal large subunit assembly; translation.
AGGACCAGCAAGGUGUUACCGUCAGAUUAAGAACAAACCUUACCCUAAGUCAAGGUUUUGUCGUGGUGUGCCAGAUCCGAAGAUCAGGAUCUACGAUGUAGGCAUGAAGAAGAAAGGUGUGGACGAGUUCCCCUUGUGUGUCCACCUAGUGAGUUGGGAGAAGGAAAACAUCUCCAGCGAAGCACUUGAGGCUGCGCGCAUUGCCUGCAACAAGUACAUGACCAAGUUUGCAGGAAAGGAAGCUUUCCAUUUGCGUGUUAGGGUUCAUCCCUUCCACGUCCUUCGUAUCAACAAGAUGUUGUCGUGUGCUGGAGCUGAUAGGCUUCAAACUGGUAUGCGCGGUGCUUUUGGUAAGCCAUACGGUGUCUGUGCUAGGGUUGCUAUUGGUCAAGUCUUGUUGUCUGUUCGUUGCAAAGAUUCCAACAGCCCUAAUGCUCACGAAGCUCUUCGUCGUGCUAAGUUCAAGUUCCCCGGUCGUCAGAAGAUCAUUGUCAGCCGAAAGUGGGGAUUUACCAAGUUUAACCGCAAAGAUUAUCUCAAGUGGAAAUCUGAGAACCGCAUUGUUCCAGAUGGUGUUAACGCCAAGCUGCUUGGAUGUCAUGGAAGGCUGGCUUUAAGGAAACCUGGACAAGCCUUUAUAGAUGCAGCAGUUUCAUAA